UUGUGAGGAAGUCUGGCAACGAAAAGUCGCGCACGUUACUCAACACUCAAGAACAACUGACUAAUAACCAACCGUGAAGGAUUACAAGUAAUUAAAUUAUACAGUCAUUCAAGGAAGCACGCAUAGAGGAUAUAGUGAAUUUCAGGGGGAGUAUUGAUCCGACACUGUAAUCAGGAAAUCUUUCAAAAUUAUUCGAAUUCAAUCGAUCAUUUGUUUGGAAUGGAAGUCCACGAAGUUGAUGCCGACAAAGUGAGCACUGCCAAAUCGGGGGAGGAUUCUUCAUUGAAUACAAAAAUUUCUAAAGAUUUUGGGCCGCAUCGGGAAAAACUGAUGAAAGUAAACCUGCCCCCAAAACCACCAGUAUCACCCACGAGCCUUUUAGCCCAAAAUAUCGCGCUUUUGCCGACUGGGGUGGCCAGGGUAACGCAAUCGCAACAGACAAAUCCUCCUGUUAAGAUGAAUUCACCUUAUCCUGCAGGAUCGUCUACGGGGUCUGCAACCGGAAAUCCACGAAACAAAACAGCCCUGGCCCCAGGGCAUAGCUUGAUGGACUGGAUCCGGCUCGGGGCUUCGGGGGUGGAUUUGACGGGGGUAGGUGGUGUACCUCAAAACAUUAGCCCUUCCGAACUCGCUCGACAUGACAAGCCGAAUGACGCUUGGAUCGCGAUUCGAGGAGUCGUGUACAACGUGACGAGGUACAUGGAUUUUCAUCCCGGUGGAGUACCUGAACUCAUGAAGGGUGUGGGGAAAGAUGCGACGAAGUUAUUUGACGACGUGCAUGCGUGGGUCAACUACCAAAGUAUUCUACAAAAGUGUGUCAUUGGCAGGUUGAAUCGCUCAGCUAGCGACUGUCCACUUCCAUCUCCACAGGCAAAAACUCCUUCCCCAUCAUCUGCAUCUUCACCAUCUGCUCUGCCUACACCAUCUAACAAAGAGAAUUCAACAAAUGACAGUGUUGCUCCAGUUGCACCUCAACCGCGAAUGGAUUGGAUUCAAACGAGCAAUACCAUAACUUUGUUUUAUUAUUCUAUACGUGAUUAUCCAGCAGUAGGCUAUCAGUUGACGCGAAUCUCUGAUGUUAAAUAUCAUAUUCGAUUUUCUUUGGAAAAGGAUAUUGUCACACAUGAAGUUGAACUAUCUGGUGCUGUUAAUUGGCCACCAAAAUGGAAAAGAAACUUUGAAUCAAUGAAGAUUGAAUUCACCUUCAUUAAAAAAGAGCCGAAGCUGUGGAAAACUUACGGGACCAUGUCUGCAUGCCACGAAUCAAACAAAAAGCAGAGAAUUUAUAGAGAAUACCGAGUGGUUAGCAACACGUCGCUUUGUAAAUUGGUUCGUCUUUUAGUUUUACGUGCGGAUCAAUAUUUGGAAAUAAUACCAAUUGGCAGACACGUUGAAGCCAGACUAAAUAUUAUGGGCACAGAAGUUUCACGAAUGUAUACUCCAGUUCCACCCUAUCUCCAUCCUGAUGAUAUUGCUCCCAAGUACGAAUCGGAUUGCAUUUGCUUGAUGGUGAAAACGUAUACCGAUGGUGCACUCACUCCUACAAUGACUACUCUAAAAUCAGGGGAGAUUUUGACACUGAGUAAUAGUCUCGGAACUUUUGUAGCAGAAAAUUUCCAAGACUUUACCAUCAUUCACAUGAUAGCCGCAGGCACUGGUCUUACCGCUAUGCUUCCCAAUAUCCAAUGGGCACUCGGCAGACGUAACGUAAGCCGUAUCAAUCUCAUCAAUUUGAAUAAAAACGAAGACAAUAUAUUUUAUGCCACGGAAUUGGACAGAAUAGCUUCAGGAGAACCCAGAUUCACAGUUACUCACGUUUUGUCACAUCCAGGUGAUUCUUGGACGGGUCGUCGCGGUGAAAUUUCCACUGAUCUCUUGCGAGAGUUGUUGGGUUCCAGCUCCAAUCAAGCAUGCGUUUUCAACUGUGGACCCAGAUCAUUUAUCCAGUUGACUAGGAAGAUGCUUUGUGACCUUGGUUGGAAAUCAAACCAGCUGCAUGAGUUCGACGAUUAACGUUGUUGACUAUUCAUCGUUUCCGAGUGAAUUAUGGUAUCGCCAUUACCGUGAAGAAAAAUGGAACAAAAUAAGUGAGCUUUUUUGAAAGUGUAGAAAAAUUUAUUUUUAUUAUGCGUAGAUGUUGUAAGUAAGAUUCCAUACUACUAUGGAGGAAAAAGCACACAAAAAUGCAAAGUGGAAUUCGGAAUUUUAAUAAAGUAGGUAACGAAAAACAUGCUCACCAGUCGUAUAUUUGACCGAACAAAAUACUUGACUCACUUGCACCCUGAUUUACUGCGUUGGGCUUAACAACAAUAGUUCCGGGAAAAACUGCGGCGGUGCAACUCCACUUACAAGAUUUAAGCAGAACCAUUUAGCUACUAGAUGUUGUCAGCUCUGGAUAUAGUCAUCGGUGUACUUAGAUGAAUGUUUACGAUGUUCUAUUUUUUAGCUUUUACCACAUUUGCCUACUAUCACCUCUUGAAACUUCAUCUAUUCUUGUUGGAAAUUACAAAUUUUGGGCAUUUCACCAGCGAACCAACAUGUAGUUCUAAGUAAUUCACCGACCAGUGUUUAAUGUUUGGCUUGGUUUGUACCUGAUAGUUGUCAUUUAAUAUUUCUGAGAAUGUUCAACAUCUCAAACAUUGAUCAUAACUAUAUUUUGUAUGUUUUCUAGUCCUAAUCAAAUGUAAUACAUGUAAAUAUAUAUCAUAUGCCUACCUACAUAACAUUAUUAUUAUUAUUACCGUUGUUAUUAUGAUUAGUAUUGCAAAUCUUAUUUCUUCCAUUUGUCAACAUUAUUGCGCCAAUUUAUCUUAGGAAGUAAUUGUCUGUGAUGUAGAACGUAGUCAUACAAAUACCGUGAGGCAUUAGAAUCGUAUUGCACUGUGUAAUAGUGUCAGCAGUACCUGUCGAUCGCUUUAAUAGCACCAAUCAAAUUGUUAUAUGUUUUAUUGUUGAAGAAUUUGCGGGAGAAUUUAUUAGGAAUAGCUUACAGGAAAUAAAACUGUCGUCUUUCAACAUCAUUUACAAAACCCGAUCUGAUUAUGAUGUAAAAUUCCAGUCCAUCAUUCAUGUGUGUAAUCGUAGUCCUCACAUAAUACCGAAGUAGGAUAAUGGUACUAUUUUACAUCCAUGGUUAAAUGAUACGACUCUACACUGUAAAUACUUUUUGUACACAAGCACAUAAAAAUAUUCGAAAUCAAAA
Messenger RNA from Athalia rosae (coleseed sawfly), 3202 nucleotides. RefSeq names its product cytochrome b5 reductase 4. Lineage: Eukaryota; Metazoa; Arthropoda; Insecta; Hymenoptera; Athaliidae. Gene Ontology annotation, cellular component: endoplasmic reticulum. Gene Ontology annotation, biological process: generation of precursor metabolites and energy; superoxide metabolic process. The coding region runs from base 220 to 2013 and encodes 597 amino acids. Gene Ontology annotation, molecular function: heme binding; oxidoreductase activity. The transcript is spliced from 11 exons. The record is from RefSeq and is a predicted model, not a curated record.